Molecule: messenger RNA, 8213 nt
Organism: Salvelinus fontinalis (brook trout)
Lineage: Eukaryota; Metazoa; Chordata; Actinopteri; Salmoniformes; Salmonidae
Product: dystrophin-related protein 2-like
Biological process (GO): synaptic signaling
Cellular component (GO): plasma membrane
Molecular function (GO): protein binding; zinc ion binding
Source: RefSeq, a predicted model, not a curated record
AGGCCAGUGGAGAAGGGGGCAGUGGCACCGCUAACCACCAUCAGGCAGCUGCUACAGACAUGUGGACACACACACACACAUUUACUGGAUCCCCCCCACAAACUGUAUCCCCUGGAAGCCCAUUCUCUGACUCUGUGUUGGCCUGACAUUUAGUUGUCCUAGCCAAAGUUGUGUUAUUAAACUGUGUCACAAAUCCACAGGCACAGUCUUAAGCCGCUACCCAGUGGAAACUGGCUGUGGUGCGAGGGAGAUUUGUUCUGGGUGUCACUGUGUGUGUUGCUCAGCCCUGUGUGUUGUUGCAUGGUGGUUCGUUCUUCGUUAUUUCCAGAUGGUGGAUCAGGACCCAUUGGUGGUUCACAGCCCUUUCUACUGGCUUAAGACUGGAUUAUGGCAUUAGUCUUCUGAUGGUGCCUUUGCCAGUCACUUUCUCUGUUCUGGAAGGAGAGGAAGGAGGAGAGUUCAUACCCAAUCUCAAGCAGCUAUGCAGUUUAACCCAUGUGAGAGCUCCAGCCCGUUGUUUCUUCUCCAAACAGGAGAGUGUGUUGUUUCGGCAGUGAUGUCACAAGGCUCCCUUCGCUGUUCAUCUUGAAGGGCCAUAGCGAAAUUCCUAAAAGCUUUUGAUAGACCACAGAACAAAACCUUUUGGGAACCACUGCUGUAGCCUGUAUGUCACUGAAGGGCAUUGACCGGCUGGACCCUGGGCAGAUGGCCUUUGCCAGUGCCAGUGGGUAGGAGUAGAGGACCAGGUUGGUGUGAUGAGGAAUGUGCAGUGACAAUAAGUUCAUUGACCGGAGAGGGAGCCUCUGUCUCUCUGUGUGUUCCCACCACACCCUCAUCACCAGUCAUCACAGCAUUCUCUCCAUUCUCUGCAGCCUAUAGACAGGACAAAUGUCACUCUGGGAAUAGUGAGGAACCCCUCUUAAAAUCACAGGAACUUCAGUGUGAGAGGAACACUAUCGUAGCACUACUGUAGCUCCUGGAGGGAUUCUCUCUGUUGGGAUUCUAAUAUAUCAAGCUGCGGGGCGACCAGGGUGGCCGGGAUGCCACUGUGUGCCCUGCCAGUCCACGGUGGAUGCUGAGGGGCAGGAGGACGGAGUGGUGGGGACGAAGUGUAGCAGGCUGGGAGGGCACCACACAUCUGGAGACAUGAACCUAUGCUGGAACGAGAUCAAACGCAAGUCCCACAACAUCCGGGUGCGGCUAGAGGCGUUCUCUGACAACAGUGGGAAGCUGCAGCUCUCCCUGCAGGAGAUCAUAGACUGGCUGACGGCCAAGGACGAGGAGCUGUCGGAACAGCUGCCCAUAGGGGGAGAUGUGGGGGCCGUCCAACACCAAAGGGAGUUCCACCAGGUCUUCAUGGAGGAUGUCAAGUCUCGAGGGCCCUUCAUCUACUCGGUGCUGGAGUCUGCCCAGGCGUUCCUGACACAGCACCCCUUCCAGGAGCCCGAGGAGACGCUGCCCGACGGAAAAGAAGUGUCUCCGAGGAAACGGAUCCUGAACGUGAGUCGCUCGGUGUGGAAGCAGGCCAAUGUAACCAGUGACCUGUGGGAGAAGCUGACUGCCCGCUGCGUGGACCGACACAGGCACAUGGAGCGGACCCUGGAGCGACUGCUGCAGACGCAAGCAGCCAUGGAGGAGCUGGCGAUGGCCCUGGAGCAAGCUGAGGGCGUCCGGGAUGCAUGGGAGCCUGUAGGGGACCUCUUCAUCGACUCCCUGCAGGACCACAUUGACGCCACCAAGUUGUUUAAGGAGGAGCUGACUCAGGUGAAAGAGGGCAUGAAGCACAUUAAUGACCUGGCUCAUGAGCUGGCCAUCUCUGACGUCCAUUUGUCCAUGGAAAACUCCCACUCCCUGGAGCACCUCAACAGCCGCUGGAAACUACUGCAGGCCUCCAUUGAAGAGCGUCUGAAGCAGCUGCAGGAUGCUCACAGAGACUUUGGCCCUGGAUCCCAGCACUUCCUGUCCAGUUCAGUGCAGAUACCCUGGGAACGUGCCGUCUCGCCAAACAAAGUGCCCUACUACAUCAACCAUCAGGCCCAGACAACGUGCUGGGACCAUCCAAAAAUGACGGAGCUGUACCAGGUGCUGGCGGAUCUGAACAACAUCAAGUUCUCAGCGUACCGGACAGCCAUGAAGCUGCGGCGGGUGCAGAAGGCUCUGAGAUUGGACCUGUUGAGGCUGGUGAGUGUGGUGGACGUGUUCAGGGAGCAGGAUCUGCAGCACGGGGAACAUGUGAUGGAUGUGGUGGAGAUGAUUCAUGCCCUGACCGGCCUGUAUGAGAGACUGGAGGAGGAGAGGAGGGCCAUCGUGGUCAACAUCCCUCUCUGUGUCGACAUGUGUCUCAACUGGCUGCUCAACGUCUACGACAGUGGUCGCAAUGGGAAGAUGCGCGUCCUCUCCUUCAAGACGGGACUGGUGAGCCUGUGCAAUGCGGAUGUUCAGGAGAAGUAUAAAUACCUGUUCAGGCAGGUGUCUGGUCCAGGGGGUCUGACAGACCAGCGUUACCUCACUAUGCUGCUCUAUGAAGCCAUCCAGAUCCCCCGACAGCUGGGAGAGGUGGCCGCCUUCGGGGGGAGCAAUGUGGAGCCCAGUGUACGCAGCUGCUUCCGUAUGGCCCCAGGGAAGCCAGCCAUCGAGGUAUCUCAUUUCCUGGAGUGGAUGAGCCUGGAGCCCCAGUCUGUAGUGUGGCUGGCUGUUCUACAGCGUGUGGCUGUGGCCGAGUCCGCCAAGCACCAGGCCAAGUGUUACAUCUGUAAACAGUGCCCCAUCAAGGGAUUCAGGUACCGCAGUCUGAAACAAUUCAACGUGGACAUCUGCCAGACGUGCUUCCUCACGGGACGCACCACCAAGGGAAAGAAGCAGCUCCAAUACCCCAUCAUGGAGUACUAUACCCCAACCACCUCAGGAGAGAAGAUGCGGGACUUUGCCAAGACACUGAAGAACAAGUUCCGGUCGAAGCAGUACUUCAGUAAGCACCCUCAGCGGGGCUACCUGCCUGUCCAGUCGGUGCUGGAGGCCGAGAGUUGGCAGAGAUGGAGAACCAGAAUUGUUCUUUCUUCACAGAUAGCCUGUCGCCUGAUGAGAGUCUGGAUGAAGAUCAGUACCUCCUGCGUCACUCCAGCCCCGGCGCCCUGGACCAGGACUCCCCCAGCGGACAACAGAUGCUGCUGGCCCACCUGGACUGUCAGGACAAGGACGAGCUGCAGAGAACGCUGGCCCGCCUGGAGAACGAGAACCGGGUGCUGCAGGGGGAGUGGCGGCGGCUGAAGUGGAGGCAUGAGGAGGCGGCUGCUGCGCCCCAGCUGACAGAGGGAGGUGAGGGGAUUCCGGGAUCUCCCACGGAGGGCCAGCAGGACGAGGAGCUCCUGGCCGAGGCAAGGGUCCUCCGGCAGCACAAGACUCGCCUGGAGACACGCAUGCAGAUCCUAGAGGACCACAACAAACAACUGGAGUCCCAGCUGCACAGGCUACGAGAGCUACUGCUGCAGCCCAAAGACGAUUCGGAGGCCAACGGGUCGGAACCUUCGUCCCUGUCAUCUCCGGUGUCAGGGGGAGGCCGUCAGGGGGACGGACCCAGUAGAGAGACCACAGACACAGAGGCAGCAGGAGAUGGCGAUGAUGAUCAUGAACAGGACACAGUGCAGCAGCUGCAGGAGGUCAUAGAGCAGCUGAGAAACGUCUUCCCUUCAGAACCUGGAACCACGUCACUCAUCUAACCCAGGGCGGCGCUUGGAGUGCAGAGUGAUGCCUGAUGGGAUGCCUGAUGGCCCGUGCCCCAUAUAGCUGCCAUCAGAGGGACAGAGAGUGCACCAAGUCCUUGACCCAUACAGCAGCUCACCCAGAGCUGACCCCUCUCCCUCCCCCUGGACCUCUGUGCACUAACCACCCCUGUGGGAGUCAAAGGCUAACAGCUAAUGCUAAUGUCCAGGCCGGGCCAAGCACUAUGCUAACAAGCUAUGGCUAAAGUUAUGCUAUGGCUAAGCGGUGCAGCCAGACACUGUGUUAACCAGCUAAGGAGGCUAAGGAAGCUAACAGCUAACGUUAGCAGCCCAGCCAGGCAGAAACCGUUUUAGCUAGCUAAUCCACUACUGGCUAACGCUAGCAUCCCAGCCAUGACACUGUGCUAACCAGCGUCCACGUAGUCGUCCGAAGGUGUGACGUUUUAUAUCCAUACAGCACAAGGACCUUCCACAAAAAUGACUUUUACACAAUGCAAAAAUGAGUGAGGAUUUCCAUCAUGUUUGUUCUAUCCAGUAACUGCGUGCGUUUGUGUUUUUCCUGUUUUCUAAUGCGUUUCAAACUUCUCUUUUUUUAACGAGGCGUUCAUGCGCACCAGCGUUGACUCGAUGUGGGCCAGGCUGGCUGCGUUUCAUGCGGCUGUGAUCAGGCGGCUGGGGCAGGCGUACCCAGAGCAAAGCAGAGCAGAUUGUCGGGGAGCCAGCGGGACCCACAACAAGCUUAUUGACUCUGUGGGACUGACACAUCAUCAGUAAAACCCUAUGAUUUAUUUAAGACAGCCAAAGUGCCUGCCAGCGCAUGCAGCGCUGCUUCUGUGCACACAGCUCCUCUAAUCUUACCAAACUGGGAUGCCUGUCGUCUCUCUCGCAUGGCUCCCCUCUUUCUCUGUCACAGUGAGUGCACAUAUCACACACGCGCGGACCCACGUUGUUUCAGAUGAACUCUCAUGCUGUAUUAACACACGUAUUCAUACUCAGAUUCAUAUCACAUACAGUAGGAAUACACACGUAUAAACGCACAUACGCUUGCACUCACAGCCGCAAACUUUUGUGAAACGAAAUCAGUGACGAAAGAAGGCCUGUGAUUUUGCGUCUCUCUGUUCAGGAGGAGAGUCUCGAGACAACGCUGAUAUGUGUUUAGCUGAGAAAGCGUCUAGCUUUAAAGGCCGGGCCCUCCUCUGGCUCCCGCUGCGUGCACAGCAGAGAUGGCAUGAUGCCCCAGUGCCCCAUGUUGCUUAAACCUUUCAGGGGUACACAAAUGCCUAGGAUAGUAGGAGCUCGAUGCUGGCGGGGCGGUUGGGCUACCAUCACACCAGGAUCAUGUGACACUCCAGACAGAGCACAGUCUAUUUGCCUUAAACCCAGACAGAGCUCAGCACGGACCAAUACGUGUGUUUUAUGUUGCUGCCUCAAACAUUAUUAAAUGGAGUUCGCCCUGGCGCUCUCUCUCUCCUCUCUCUCCUCCCCCUAUCCCUCUCUUAUUUUCUCUUUUUAUGCUUGUGACUCAUCCAUUUGUCUAUCAGAUGUUAAAGUACUGGCUCACAUAUGCCUUUUUUGUCAUUCAGUGUUUUCACAAUCAGAGGAGGAAAUUGCAUCAGUUGGGUGUAGUGGGUGGAUGUGAAUGUCAUUCAAUAUCAGAUGCUAGUUCUGUUUAGGGGUCUGGGUUCUGUGGCAUUUUGCAUUAGAGGCAUCAGAGAGCCUUUAUGAGUAAGGACAGGGAAGACAGUGGGAAUUGACAGCGCUAGAGCGGCCUAGCACCUGAGAGACUAAUUAAAAGGGUGGGGUCAAAUAGGGCUUUGGUGGGGUGGAGGGAGGGAGGAUGCUGGGAAUGUGAUAGCGAAGUGGAAGAGAGGCUCGGAGGAGGGGAGAUCUGAGAGACCAAAGGAAAGGGGAAGAAAAUAGUCUGUUCAGUGCUCCUGGGCUGAGUGGAGAGGAGCCAUCCACUUUGAUGUGCUUGCCACAGCAAAUCUCCAAGAGACGGACGCAGACAGUAGGCGAGCGGUUUAAUAGAAAAAAAAGAGGACACAUGCUCUGUUUUUUAUGAGGUACCACUUCCAUAAAGUUCUUACACCCACAGUCGCAGGGAGCCAUGAUGUGAAUAGUUUGUAUUCAUUCAGAGAACAUUCUGACCUUAUUGCCAAGAACAGAUUUCAGUUUGAAUCCCAUCCCAGUUUUUGUUAGACUUUAUCCCCUCCAGGCGCCGGCGUUCACAUUUCACAUCGUCGAGUUCCGUCGUGGCUGUCUGUUUGUUUUGCUGCUGUUGCUAGGGAACUGUACACUGUACAGGUUGAGAGUCAGCAAGGUGGGGCGCCGUUCAUAAUCGAAAUGAUAAUAACCAUAUGGGGAAGAGAGGGCGCCUCGAUUCCAUACCUCAGCCGCCUUAUCCCCCGAUCACUCCUUAACCACCCCCGCUGAACAAUGCCUGCCACUGUUUAGUGUUUAACUGGCAUAGAAAGUCAUUAUCAUUGACAUCUGUUCUACCUUUGCCAAGGGCUGACGUGCACCGGCAUCCUUCUUUACAGGAUCCAGGAACAAAGAAUUGCUCAAGUGAAAUAAACACGCAACGCAAAUAAUGUUUACUCUUUGGUUGUAAACACACGUCUCAUUACACAUUGAUGAGCCCCCUGAACAUAGUUUUGGCUCUGAAUAUACGCAGCUGGGAAUGCAUCACAACUCUCUCGCUCUCUGUGUGUGCAAUUACGAACUACAGCGAUUAGGCCUAGAAACCAUAUGUCAUGUAGACCUUUAUGCCUUCAGAAACUAUUCACCCGUGCCCUUUUCCACAUUUUGUUGUGUUACAGCCUGAAUUUAAAAUUGAUUACAUUUAGAUUUUGUGUCACUGGCCUACACACAAUACCCCAUAAUGUCAAAGUGGAAUUAUUUUGGGGGGAAUGUUUACUCCACAAUACUAACCUAAAUGACAGUACGGAAAGGAAGCCUUUACAGAAUAAAAAAUAUUCCAAAACAUGCAUCCUGUUUGCAAUAAGGCAAUAAAGUCAAACUGAAAAAAAUGUGGUAAAGAAAUCAACUUUAUGUCCUGAAUACAAAGUGUUAUGUUUGGGGCAAAUCCAACACAACACAUCACUGAGACCCACUUCAUAUUUUCAAGCAUGGUGGUGGUGGCUGCAUCAUGUUAUGGGAAUGCUUGUCAAUGGCAAGGACUCAGGGACCUUUUUUUAUUAUAAAAAUAAACUGAAUAGAGCUAUGUUCAGGCAAAAUCCUAUCCAGGUGUGCAAGGCUCUUAGAGACUUACCCAGAAAGACUCACAGCCGUAAUCGCUGCCAAAAGUGAUUCUAACAUUGACUCAGCAGUGUGAAUACUUAAAUUAGAUAUUUUUGUAUUUCAUUUUCAAUACAUUUGCUAACAUUUCUAAAAACAUUUUUUCACUUUGUCAUUAUGAGGUAUUGUGAGUAGAUGGGUCAGGGGGGAAAAGUAUAUUUUUUUAUACAGGCUGUAACAACAAAAUGUUGAAUAAAGUCAAGGGGCAUGAAUACUUUCUGAAGGCACUGUAAAUGUUUUGUGUGUUUUGGACAAUACUGGAGGUAGGAGAGCGUAGGUGGAAUGAAUGAUUACACCACUGUAGCAGGUAAUUCGGCAGACUGAUAUAACGAUAUGUAACAGUGCAGCAGAAAACUGUAGCUCUUCACUGUGUCCCUCUUACUUUAACUCCCAGAAGUCCAUACUGUCUUUGUAGUGGCAUUGUGUUGUAGCCCAUCGAAUCGAAGCCUCUGUAAGAACACUACGUUAUACUGCCCGCAUCUCUCUGUAGUCAUGUGAUUAUCCAUCGGAGGCGUCUAAUGUUCGAGAUAAAACCACUGUGGAGCUCGAACCACAUUGGAGCACUACGAGUAGUGUCACGCUGGAUACCAGUCCGAUCAUUUUCGUGAUUGAGGAGAAGCCCUAGUCGCCGGAGACAGAAACAGUUUAGAGGACAUGGCCAACGGGUAUGGCUGUGUCCCUGCUAUAUAUAGUUGGUCAACCCGUUAUCGAGCGCCGCUCAUUAUUCCUAAUGGCGAGACUUUCUGUGCACGCUGAGUUCUGGGCACCUUGGCAUCGUUACGAGACACAGGGAGGGUUGUUGGUGUUCUCGAACACGGCAGGGCCAUGAAUUACUUAACCUCUUAUGGGAAUCAGAGCUACAACGACAUACACUAGCCUAGCCUAUUUUACCACAGUGACGCCCUGCCACCGCAAAACACAGACUCAUCUUUUCUAUUCUACUGUCUUUUUUAAAGCAACGUUACUACGCCUCAUUACUUGUCCAUUUGAUUAUGACUAAUGUGUCUGUCAUUGACUUAUUUGUUUAUUUAAUUGUGUACUGUACUGACAUUCCUCCUUGUUGUUGUCCUCCCCAUCGGUUUUUAAUCUGUAUAAAAUUAUUGAAAAAGAAAGGCUUUUUAAUAACGAGUGGGUUACUGGCUGCUUUCUACUCUUUGUGUACAAAGAAUAAAUACAAUUUGUAUUUGUUAUACACAA